Hemicordylus capensis (graceful crag lizard) is the source of this 3936-nucleotide messenger RNA. RefSeq names its product transforming growth factor beta induced (gene TGFBI). Gene Ontology annotation, biological process: cell adhesion; extracellular matrix organization. The transcript has 17 exons. Gene Ontology annotation, cellular component: extracellular matrix. Lineage: Eukaryota; Metazoa; Chordata; Lepidosauria; Squamata; Cordylidae. Bases 174 to 2231 code for a protein of 685 amino acids. The record is from RefSeq and is a predicted model, not a curated record. Gene Ontology annotation, molecular function: cell adhesion molecule binding.
UUAACUGCGACUCCCAACUCGGUUAGUGGCUCACUGUUCCCUUCCCUCCCUUCGGCUGUCCCGCCUGCCUCUCCUUGGGAGUGGGUAACAGCCAGCUGCCAGCAACAGCAGCAGCGCGAUCGCCUCGAUCUUCUUCGACUAUUUCUUCUCCCUCCCUCCGUCCCUCCUUCAAGAUGCGCGCAGGACUGCUGGUCCCUUUGGCCCUGGCCGUGUGGCUCACCAUCGCUUGGGCUGCCAGGACCCCGUACCAACAGAUCCUGCAUCACAGUCGACUCCGGGGCAAGCACCAAGGUCCGAAUGUGUGUGCUGUGCUGAAGCUCAUUGGGACAAACAGGAAAUACUUGCCAAACUGCAAACUGUGGUACCAGAGGAAAAUCUGUGGAAAAGCAACAAUGAUUGUCUAUGAAUGCUGUCCAGGAUAUGAAGAAGUUCCUGGAGAAAAAGGCUGCCCAGCUGCUUUGCCUCUUUCAAACCUUUAUGAAACACUUGGAGUUGUUGGGGCCUCUACCACUCAGCUCUAUUCUGCCAGCUCUAACCUGAGUGCUGAAAUCACAGGUCCUGGGAGUUUCACAAUCUUUGCCCCAACCAAUGAAGCUUGGGCAUCCUUGCCAGCUGAAAUGCUGGAUUCUUUGGUAAGUAAUGUUAAUAUUGAGCUGCUAAAUGCUCUUCGUUACCAUAUGGUGAAUAAGCGAGUCCUGACUGAUGAAAUGAAACAUGGAAUAACUUUCCCUUCAAUGUACCAGAAUAUUGAUGUCCAGAUCCAUCAUUAUCCAAAUGGAAUUGUGACAGUGAACUGUGCUAGGUUAUUGAAGGCUGACCAUCAUGCCACCAAUGGAGUAGUCCAUCUAAUUGACAAAGUCAUUUCCACGACAACUAACAGUAUCCAGCAAAUAGUUGAGAUUGAAGAAAGUCUUGAAACCCUUAAGACUGCUGUGGCAGCGGCUGGUCUUAACAACCUAUUAGAAAGUGAAGGCCAAUUUACCUUGCUAGCUCCAACCAAUGAAGCCUUUGAGAAAAUCCCACAAGAAACUCUAAACAGGAUCCUAGGAGACCCAGAAUCUCUAAAAGAUCUCUUGAGCAACCAUAUCUUGAAAACAGCCAUGUGUGCCGAAGCUAUUAUUGCUGGCUUAUCAAUGGAAACACUGGAGGGUAACAUGCUGGAAGUGGGCUGUAAUGGUGACAUGCUGACUAUCAAUGGAAGGCCCAUCAUAGCUAAUAGGGAUGUCAUAGCAACCAAUGGUGUGAUACACUAUAUCAAUGAACUGCUCAUCCCAGACUCCGCUAAAAAUUUGUUUGAGUUGGGUCAGGAAUCCGAUGUUUCAAGAGCUAUGGACCUUUUCAGACAAGCUGGUCUCAAUUCACAUCUCACUGGAAGUGAGCGGCUGACGCUCCUUGCUCCUAUAAACUCUUUCUUUGAAGGUCAGUCUCCUUCAGCAGAUAGGAACUUACUUCGGAAUCACAUUGUUAAAGAACAGCUUUCUUCUAAAUACCUUUACCAUGGACAAAAGCUAGAAACUCUGGGUGGCAAGGAACUGAGAGUAUUUGUAUACCGAAAUAAUCUCUGUAUUGAAAAUGCCUGCAUUGCUGCCCAUGACAAGAGAGGACGAUUUGGCACCUUGUUCACUAUAGAUAAGAUGUUGACCCCCCCUGUAGGAACUGUUAUGGAUGUGCUCAAAGCAGAUGACCGUUUCAGUACCCUAGUGGCUGCCAUCCAGUCUGCAGGCCUAACAGAAACGUUGAAUAGGCCAAAGUCCUUCACAGUAUUUGCACCAACAAAUGAAGCUUUCCGAGCCGUGCCACAAGGAGAGUUGAACAACCUCAUGGCUAAUGCUAAAGAACUUGCCAACAUUCUGAAGUACCACAUUGGGGAUGAAAUAUUGGUUAGUGGAGCAGUUGGUGCUGUUGUAAGAAUGAAAACUCUGCUGGGAGAUAAAGUUGAAAUCAGCUCUAAAAACCAUAAAAUACAUAUCAACAAGGAACCUGUUGCUGAGGCUGAUAUUAUGGCUACUAAUGGUGUGAUUUAUGCUGUGAACACAGUUUUACAGCCACCAGCUUUUAAUCCAAAUGAAAGAGGUGAUGAGCCUGCAGAUCCUGCACUGGAGAUCUUCAAGCAUGCCUCUGCAUUAUCCAAGAUUUCCCAAAGGAGUGUUCGGCUAGCUCCUGUGUAUUCCAAAUUGUUAGCAAGGAUGAGACACCAAGGUGACAGCCAUUCGACUGUAAAGCACAAAUAAAGAUUCAGCUAGCUUUUACCAUUCGAUUCCUGAAGAGAAGGACUCCAUUUUGAAACAAACAGCCAAGUACUACACAAAGAUUAUGUUUUUCCAACUGAAAUGAAGGAGAGAAAAUAAAAGCCAUACAUAUUUAAACCAUUGUUUGAUAAGGCUAAUUUUGUUCCCAUCUGUAGUUGAGAAUUUGGAGUGCCUCAGGUAUGGAAAUGUCUUCUCCAAAAUUAUUUAGGCCCAGUCUUCAGAUGUGCAAGAGCGAAGGCACUCUACAUCAGGUUAGCAAGAAAAUGUUUUAGUAAGGUUUUGAAUGUGCUUUCAAGAAAUUUGAACAUAUGAAGCGAGUGUAUACUGAGUCUGACCACUGGUCCAUUGAGCCAAUUAUUGUCUACUCUAUCUGGCAGGAGCUCUUCAAAUUCUCAAGCAGAAGUCUUUCUCGUCUCUCUUGAGAUCUUUUUACCUGGUGAUGCUGGGGAUUGAACCAGAGGCCUUAUUCACAUACUACUGAGCUACAGACUUUCUCCAAUUGAGUUGCUCUUCUAAGCUAAGAUUUUUUCCAAGAUUCCUGUCAGACCCUGGCCCUGAAAACAGAAAUGAUUGAACACUCUGUUCUGAGUGGUUGAGAGUCUCCAGUUGGCUUCCAUUUCUGUGAAAUAUACGUUUUAUAAGAGUACAGAACCAUUUAGUAUGCAUUUCCAUAUGUAUAAAGGCAUACUCCCAUUUCAAAAGGAAUAUAUAUAUAUUCCAUAUGUAUAGGGACAGAGUUGUCAGUUUGUACCAAGUUGUCUUAUGGGUCAGGAGGAACCCCAAACUCUCUAGACUUUGAUGCUUUUUUACCAGAGUAAAUAAUCCUUACUAGAAAACAUCCAGCUCUUUCAGGCCUUCUGGUGUUCAUAUUGCAAACCAGCAGCUGGGAUCAUCUGCUUUUGACUUGCUUCCAGUUAAGUGAGAUUAGCUAAAACUUUCACCUCUAGCUCUAUUUUGAAAAUGAAGAUCAGGCAUCCAGUUUCAUAGCAAUGAUCUAAAAUCUCGUAGUACCUUUUCCCAAACACAUAGCCUUGAUGAUCUGGAAAUAAUUUUGUAUAUACACAUUCUAAGGGAACUAGGUUACCAAAGUACAAAUCUUGCCUUCAGUUACAGAGCGGCUACUUAGGUCACAAGCCAAAGAGCAGUGAAGUUUCAUAUUCCACCUAACAGCUCCUGACACAUGAUGAAGCCUUUUUGAAAUUCAGCAGACUUUCAAAUGUCUUUUCCAAUGCAGUAUGGGAGACUUCUGUUAAGGUGUAUGUGGGGGCGGCGGGAGGGCGUGGGCAAGAUAAAAGCCUCUAUUAGCCAUGGCAUAUGCUGAAAGGAGUUCUCUAAAUUGUGGACUAAGACCUUGCUAGGCACUCUCUCUCUCUCUCUACAAUACAAUUUGUGUAGUUCAACAAGAACAUGUGGUUUUUAUUUUCUUCCCUCCUGUGCUUUGAAAAUCUUCCAUGCAAUUUUUUGUUUUAAUGGGGGGUUUUUUAGUCUCCUUCUUGGUAUUAGGAAAGUUGCGUGCUAUAAGCUAUGGUUUGAUCAGUUCUGUCAAUUACCUUUUUUGUUUACACAUAUGGUUCUAACUUUAAUAUCUUUUGUUCUUCAUGAGUCUGGAAAUACACCCUCUCUGUAAUGUGGUCAUAGAGCUCUUCCUCAUCAAAACCUUUGAAUAAACAAUUCAUUUGUAAUGAAA